UAAGUUGGGCCUCAUACUUACGUCACCCUUGAAAGCGCGGUCUGUGUUGAGGAAAUUUCACGCGAUAGGCCGAGACCAAACAAAAACGGUCAGAAGACGCGUAAAGCCUAACUGAUUAAAAAGCCAAUUAACCCACACUUUCGAAACACUGCGAAAGAAAGCUUCUUUCGUUCUCUUCCACGCCUUAGCAAGCGAAAGCGUAUGAGGGCAAGAAAAAGUUGCAGAGAAUGAUACCCAAAACACUCCACUAGGCAAAAGCAAAGCACAAAGCGAAACCCAUUCCCUAAAAAAAAAGCGAAAACCAACCUCUCCAAAAGCUUAAAAAUGCUUUCUCGGAAUGCAAUCACAAACAUCCAAAAAUCCUCAACAAACGAAGCCCACCUGAAUUUAAAGCUCUUUCUUUGAGAAAUCUUUCAAAACCCAUCAUUAUCGUCAAAUGGGAACUUGUUGCAGUAGAUGGUCUCGAUCAUUGUCCCAAUCCAGGUCCCAUGAAAUCCCUAUUGACUCUUCCUCGCAGGACUCACUUCCUUACCCAUACAAACCCCCACCUAAGAGACCCACCCAGGAACCCUUUUAUUCUUCUCUUCCACCACCACCACCGCCACCGCCACCAAAGGCUUCUUCCAGCUCACAAAUUGAUACCAUUCUUGGGAAGCCUUAUGUUGACAUAUCCACACUCUACGAUCUUCAUAAGGAACUGGGUAGAGGGCAGUUUGGGAUAACUUAUCUUUGUACAGAGAAGGCUACUGGGUUGAAGUAUGCGUGCAAGUCCAUUUCGAGGCGAAAACUUGUGGAUAAGAAGGAGAUUGAGGAUGUUAAGAGGGAGAUUUUGAUUUUGCAGCAUUUGACUGGACAACCCAAUAUUGUUGAAUUCAAGGGUGCUUAUGAGGACAAGAAGAAUCUGCAUUUGGUGAUGGAGUUAUGCUCUGGUGGUGAGCUUUUUGAUCGGAUUAUAGCAAAGGGGACUUAUUCAGAGAAAGAAGCAGCCAAGAUUAUUAGACAGGUUGUGAAUGUGGUUCAUGUUUGUCAUUUUAUGGGGGUUAUGCACAGGGACUUGAAGCCUGAGAAUUUCUUGUUUGCAAGUAAGGAUGAGUAUGCCCCGCUUAAAGCCACAGACUUUGGACUCUCCGUCUUCAUAGAGGAAGCUAAAGUGUAUAGGGAUAUUGUUGGAAGUGCAUAUUAUGUUGCCCCUGAAGUAUUGCGGCGGAACUAUGGGAAGGAGAUAGAUGUAUGGAGUGCUGGAGUCAUUUUAUACAUUCUUCUCUGCGGGGAGCCUCCGUUCUGGGCCGAGAACGAGAAAGACAUAUUUAAUGAAAUUUUGAAGGGCAACCUUGAGUUAAAUAGGUCUCCAUGGCGUUCCAUAUCUUCUCUAGCAAAGGAUCUAGUCAAGAAAAUGUUAACACAGGAUCCUAAGAAACGGAUCACCGCAGCUCAGGCCCUUGAACAUCCAUGGUUGAAGGAGGGUGGCGAGGCAUCAGACAAACUCAUUGAUAGUGCUGUUCUUUCUAGGAUGAAGCAGUUCAGAGCUAUGAACAAGUUCAAGAAACUUGCCCUGAAGGUAAUAGCAGAGAACCUUUCAGAAGACGAAAUUAAGGGCUUAAAGCAGAUGUUCAAGAACAUUGAUACCGAUGGAAGUGGCACAAUCACUUAUGACGAACUCAAAGAUGGAUUGGCAAGGCUCGGAUCAAAGCUUAGUGAGCCAGAAAUAAUGCAGCUUAUGGAUGCUGCCGACGUUGACCAGAGUGGCUCCAUUGAUUACAUAGAGUUUAUUACUGCUACAAUGCAUCGACACAGGCUUGACAGAGAAGAGAAUUUGUCCAAGGCUUUCCAAUACUUCGACAAGGAUAAUAGCGGGUUUAUAACAAGAGAUGAACUAAGGCAAGCUAUGACUCAAUAUGGCAUGGGCGACGAGGCCACCAUCGAUGAAGUCCUUGAUGAUGUUGACACUGAUAGAGACGGUAAAAUCAAUUACGAAGAGUUUGUAGCCAUGAUGACAAAGGGUACACUAGAUUCUGAUAUAAAACAGAGAUGAAGGUAGUAGAAGAUAAAAUAAUAAGCCCAGAGCUAUUGGGGCAGUGUAUUUUGGCUUAUAAACUCAAAUAUGUAUGUGUUGCUCCUGUUGUCAAUAAAUCUCACACUGAUUCCAUUGUGAAUGAAUAAACUGUAAUGGUCUCAUGUUCAGAAUGUACAAUAGUGUUAUCUUAACGGAUUUUACAGUCUUCUACUUUA
Tripterygium wilfordii is the source of this 2229-nucleotide messenger RNA. RefSeq names its product calcium-dependent protein kinase 29-like. The record is from RefSeq and is a predicted model, not a curated record. The transcript has 8 exons. Gene Ontology annotation, molecular function: calmodulin binding; calcium/calmodulin-dependent protein kinase activity; ATP binding. Gene Ontology annotation, cellular component: cytoplasm; nucleus. Gene Ontology annotation, biological process: peptidyl-serine phosphorylation; protein autophosphorylation; intracellular signal transduction. The coding region runs from base 437 to 2032 and encodes 531 amino acids. Lineage: Eukaryota; Viridiplantae; Streptophyta; Magnoliopsida; Celastrales; Celastraceae.